Messenger RNA from Hermetia illucens (black soldier fly), 537 nucleotides. RefSeq names its product transmembrane protein 258 (gene kud). The record is from RefSeq and is a predicted model, not a curated record. Gene Ontology annotation, cellular component: membrane-bounded organelle. Gene Ontology annotation, biological process: protein N-linked glycosylation. Bases 149 to 397 code for a protein of 82 amino acids. NCBI's taxonomy places the organism in Eukaryota, Metazoa, Arthropoda, Insecta, Diptera, Stratiomyidae. The transcript has 2 exons.
UAUUGUUGAAUUCUUGAAUAUAUUGAUGUCUGGUAACGCCAUACCGGCUGCGACAGCAAUUCAGCCACCAUUUGACAUUUCUAUCCAAAUUGCCGGGCGGGCCACGUAUUGUUUAAUAUCAGGAAUUCCUAAUUUGUAACUUAUUCGAAUGUUAAAAAUGGAAUCUUACGAAAGGUACGUGUCUCCCGUAAACCCUGCAGUUUUCCCUCAUCUGGCUACUGUCCUGCUAGCCAUUGGGACAUUCUUCACUGCGUGGUUUUUCGUGUUGGAAGUUUCACGGCCGAAAACCAAUGGAAAAGAAGCUAUUGUCAAGGAGCUAGCGAUAAGCUUCUUCGCUGCAAUAUUUUUAGGUGUUGGCAUCCUGUUCCUGUGUCUGUCUGUGGGGAUUUAUGUUUAAGAAGAUUUUUGUAAGUUAGAAUAGCCUCCUCUGAUUUUCCAUAAGAUAGUCUGGUGAUUUGUCCACUUUCUCAUUUUUGAUAUCCUUGUGUAACCACCAAAGGUAUUGCAAUAAAUUCUUCACUAGUUUGUGAAAUCGAC